AUGGGGGAAAUAUUCUCUUCGGUGUGGGCUUCAGAGGGCAAUAUUGCCCGCCAGUGCGUUGAGCUCGUGCUGGUCUCCGCCAUUGGUAUACUGCUGUAUUAUGUCCCGCUGUUCUUUUUUAAGCGACAGCGGAAUUCCCGAGCCUUGGUGGUGUUAGAGCCAACUGCCAAGGCUACUGCCGCAGGCGUCGUCCUCUACUCGUGUUUUGGAAUGGCUCAGCCACAUUUUUCAGACAUUCUUCAAACUUAUCGGACAGGAACUCCCUCACCCGAUGCACUUUAUUUUCUUGCUGGUGUGGCUCUCGGCUACAGGCUCGUUUUACAAGUAAGCCACUACUUUGACGACACCGGCUUGAGUGCGACGACCACGGCGAUGGUUGCACACAGCGUGGCAGAGGGAGCGGGAUUGGGCCUUAUUGUGAGCAGCCCGGUGUUCCCUGUCAUCUUUCGUCACCAGUUGAUUCAUGGUGUCUCGGAAGGCAUGCUGAUGGCGAUGGUGGCGCUGGAACGUUACGGGCUAAAACAGACGAUGCGCUCAGCGUUACUAGGCCGUUUGGCGCAGGCGAUAGCGUAUUAUGCAACUGCCAUUUGCAUGCCGUCGGUUUCCGGGGAUGCGAUGCAAGUGGCAGAGGGCGUGGCGCUUGGGUCAAUGGCCGCAAUGGUCUGGGGAGAGCUUGCGCAACCUGCCUACAACGCCCUGGGGAGCAUAAGAACUCUCAUCAUCCUGCUCGCAACGGCAGGGGUCUGUCACCAUACACUGGUUUAG
Molecule: messenger RNA, 765 nt
Organism: Trypanosoma cruzi
Lineage: Eukaryota; Euglenozoa; Kinetoplastea; Trypanosomatida; Trypanosomatidae
Exons: 1
Coding region: 1-765 (254 amino acids)
Source: RefSeq, a predicted model, not a curated record